Trichoplusia ni (cabbage looper) is the source of this 966-nucleotide messenger RNA. Its product is annotated as collagenase-like. Lineage: Eukaryota; Metazoa; Arthropoda; Insecta; Lepidoptera; Noctuidae. The record is from RefSeq and is a predicted model, not a curated record. The transcript is spliced from 5 exons. Gene Ontology annotation, molecular function: serine-type endopeptidase activity. Gene Ontology annotation, biological process: proteolysis. The coding region runs from base 33 to 920 and encodes 295 amino acids.
UUGGAAACAAAUGCAAGUUUAGCACUUGUAAAAUGAAAUUGGCUCUGGCUCUAUUAGCUCUGACCGCAGUCACAUCCGCGAGGAACAUCAACCUCGAAGAUGUCAUCGAUCUCGAGGACAUCACUGCAUACAAUUACUUGACUAAAAUCGGUCAGCCGUUAUUGGAAAGGAUACGUAAAGCUGAGGAGGAAGAAGAUGUUCAGUCCAGAAUCGUCGGUGGUUCGUCAGCAUCCCUAGGACAGUUCCCUUACCAGGCUGGAAUUCUCAUUGCCUUACCAUUCGGUCAGGCUGUGUGCGGUGGUUCUUUGCUCAACAACAGGCGUGUGCUUACCGCUGCCCAUUGCUGGUUUGAUGGUAACAAUCAAGCGAGACAAUUCAUCGUUGUACUUGGAUCUGUUCGUCUGUUUUCUGGUGGCAACAGGCUGACUACAAGUAACGUAGUCAUGCACGGAAGCUGGAACCCCAGAAUUGUUCGCAACGACAUUGCCAUUAUCAACUUGCCGAUGAAUGUAAUCAUUAACAAUAACAUCCGUCCUAUUGCUCUGCCUUCUGGUUCUCAGCUCAAUGAGAACUUUGCCGGAACCAAUGCCGUUGCGUCUGGAUUUGGUCUAACCAGAGACGGUGGUAGCAUUACCAACGGCCAGUUCCUGAGCCACGUCACAGUUCCAGUGAUCACCAACAGCGUGUGCCACAAUUCCUUCUCUUCAGUUCUUCACUCUACCAAUAUUUGCACCAGCGGUGCCAACGGUAGAAACACUUGUACCGGUGACUCCGGUGGUCCUCUCGCUAUUACCAGAAACAAUAGUCCGCUUUUGAUUGGUGUGUCGUCCUUCGGAUCUGACCGUGGUUGUCAGAUAGGUGCCCCUGCCGUCUUUGCUAGAGUCACCUCGUUUGUCUCCUGGAUCAACAGCCGCCUUUGAACUGUUCAAAAAUAUCUGUGUAAUAAAAAACUAUUUUGAUACAUGA